Messenger RNA from Monomorium pharaonis (pharaoh ant), 3277 nucleotides. It is a transcript of the gene Teh2, whose product is annotated as protein tipE. The coding region runs from base 790 to 1533 and encodes 247 amino acids. The record is from RefSeq and is a predicted model, not a curated record. NCBI's taxonomy places the organism in Eukaryota, Metazoa, Arthropoda, Insecta, Hymenoptera, Formicidae. Gene Ontology annotation, biological process: regulation of sodium ion transport. The transcript has 5 exons. Gene Ontology annotation, molecular function: sodium channel regulator activity.
CCGAGCGUCGUGCGUAGUCGACGCGUGCCUCUCGCCAUUCGAUUGGCCACCGCGUGUCACGCGAACAUCCGUUAUAUUGCCGGCUGAUCAGUGGGGGAGAGCAGGAACGCAAUACGGCCUCCGCGUUUGUUUCACAUCCUUGGGGACGUUCCGUCAGGGGGAUGAUCGGCAGUAAUGGACCCUCGUGGAUUUCGUGCGAAACGUUGUAACAGUUUUGACGGGGAGUAGUUUGGGGCGCAGCACGUCGGGGUAAUUUCAGUGACGUGUAUCUUCGGUGGUUAUGAUUCGCCCGCGCUCCCGCUCGAUUCGAGGAAGAUAAUGACGCGACGCGUGGGAAGAGGUUAAUCAGUUUUUCCAUAAAUGUUUCGCUAAAUGUGUCCUCCCGCGUGGGAUUAAAAUAGUGCCGGCGGCGCCAAAUAAAAGCUGCUAUCGCGAAGCCGAUCCGCGUAAUCACGUUUCUGCUGCAGGAUAACGACGCGGAAUUUUUUUUCCCUCCGGAGCCAGUAAGGAUCUGCCUUUUUUUUCCUUUUACGUCACGAGGAGCUAAAUUAUGAAGCAAAGGAAUUAACCGAGUUAUGUUCGGGUCCCGCCAUCGGAGAAGAAAGAGUCACGAUAUGAAUCGAGAUGUCGUAAGUGGACUAUAAGCCCGUGUCUUCGGACGAGCUCCGAACCAGCCACACGAAUCGUGGCUGUCCGCAUCUCCCGGGAAACUUUUAAGUAGAUUACGAGUAGGGUCCGCGCGACCCACAAAAAGCCGCAAUCAUUGAUUCUGACGAAUCGACGGUGAUAAUGGGGGUGCAGGAGGUGGAGGAGUCCAACAUCAACAAGAUCGGCGCCCUGAUCGAGAAGGCCAAGUUUUAUACUUCUGUCUGUAUGGGCACUACGGCGAUCCUCGCGGUGUUCGCCUUUUUGUUUCUGAUCCCGUUCGUCGUUGAGCCGGCGAUAACCACCAUUUUGGCGGACUUCACACCGCAUCCGGUCGCCUGUGUCACGACGGAGCAUGUAUACGCGGAGGGGUUGAAGAACUGUUCAUGGGCGAGCUGCAGGGAAGGUUGUACUAGUGCUGCGCUUCGUUGUCAUCAAAUCAAAGUCAACUACACCAGACUCCCGUACGAAGAGUUCGUACGUCCCACGGCGAAGUCGUUGGGUUCAGUGCCGUGGGACGUCACCGACACCAAGUUCUUUGUGAACACAGAAGGCUGCGGCUACCCGCCUAGAGUCAACUGUACCAUUUUCGCGAAGAAAUACGCCUACGAAAACUUGGGGAAGAUAUUUCCUUGUUAUUACAGCAGAACGCAUCCGGAGACAGUUGUCGCAAGAUAUUCGUGGGAUGAGAACCUGCGACAUUUGGUGUUGGCCUUGAUCGUGCCCAUAGUACUGUUCAUUGUGACGGUCGGCGUGCUAUGCUACUGGUAUUGUCCACCGGUGAACAAGUCCUGCGGCGGAUCGACUCGUAAUCUCAUGGACAAGUAUGCUAGAAAGGAAGACAUCUUGGCGGAGGAUGAAUUCGAGGAAGACGAAGAAGAGUACUGACUGCUACCUAGGGCUCACCCCCCGGCGCGGGAGUGAUCCCAGCGAAAUGAUCUCCAGAAUGGCUCCAACGUACUUUACUUUCUAAAUUUAAGCAAUCGAGCAAUAGAACUUAACAAAAAAUUCGCAAAAAGCAGGAAAACGGAAAAUCCCGUUGUUAUUGCCUUUUAUCGGGAGAAUUUACUCCUCAUUAGAGCUGUGCUUGACGCUGCAUCCGACUUUUUUGCUCUCUUUAAAUCUAAAUCUUGUGCUUUCAAUAAACGAAACGUACGCCAGGUUUAUAUGCCAGCGAUAUACAAAUACUUCUCUCUUUUCUUCUCUUUCGACAUUUCGAUUGCACCGAAAUUAAUUACAUACACUUAUUCGAAAGAAAUGCAAACGAUCAGCAAACGAAAGAAUCGCUUGCGAGAGUAUACCUCAAAUUUAUGAUGUAAAGUGGGCCAUGGAUAUAAAAACUCGGAUUUUUCAAUUAUCUAUCAGUAUUUAAUGCGAAUUUUGAGAGGAUAUGGCUCGAAACAUGCGGGAAAUAACGUUGUGCAUUAAUGACAUGCAAUCUGGCACAUUAAUAAUACAUUGCUAAUGCGAUACGUUGACGCUUGUUAAAUUUAAUAUGCGUGAUUGCGCAUCGUGUAGAAUCCUGUAGAAAUUAAUUACGAAAGUAAUUUCAAUUGAAGCAAUUACGAAAUGGCGACGAUGAACUUCCGUGUGUUUCGAGCUUAAUCGUGAUAAAGGCGCGCCUUCCUACUUAUUACGUGAUAAAAGUUUAAGCAGUACGAUAGUUUUUAAACGGCACGGAUUAGGUUUUGCAGCAGCAUCGGGUUUAGAUUAAGCUACAUAGCCGUGAAUUUCCGACUGAGGUCACAUAAGCUGCCCUUGUGACGAUAAGUCGAUCGUGAAGUAUCGAUGAAAGAAGUACGAGCCCAUGGCUCGACGCUAAGCGCAAUAUUUUCACUCUUCGUCGAGCUAAAGAAACAGACUCCAACGCGGACUCCUAUUAGGCCAAUCGCGUUACUCGCUACACUAAAUCAUGUGGUUUUCCAAAACUACUAACGUUUUAACAUUAAUGUCAUAUUCAUACCUCUCUUGUGAUUGCUUUUCUAAAUAAAUCGAGCAAUGGCUGCUUUUUUAUCAUUUUUAAUGCUCUUGAACAAAGCUAUAUAAUAGGAAUAAAAUAAAAUCAUGACUAGAAUUUGUAGAAAUUGUAUUGGAAGAAAAGCUCUGUAGAUAUUAUUGAGAAGAGUACAAAGGCAAUUUAAUUAGUGGAGUUUAUGAAAGUGCUUUAUAAAGAAAAAAGUGAAGCAAGUGACGCGGUUUGCUUUCAAAAUCCGCUUCCGCACCAAGUAACAUAGAUUAAGACUAGGCUAUAAGUUAAGUCUGUGAAUAUUACCGAUCGUAAUUAUAUCGAAAUCGUUAAGAGUUGUUAUGAAUUUUGUACGCGGAUGCAAGCCAGGUCGUGGAUUCUAUAGUCAUAAAGAGAAGAUAUAUUAUAUAAAUUAAUAUUAUAUAAUUAAUAAUACGCGUAUACAUAAAACGCACGUGAACGCUGGUACGCAUUGUGCGCAUAGUUCAUAGGCAUAGAUAUAACGAUAAAUACUUUUAAGUUUGUUUUUCUUCAGGGACGUGCGAACCAUAUUCCGUAAGCUACGAAACAUUUAUUAUUGAAUGCUCGCAAAUCGCUCAAACAGCAAUAGUUAUUUUAUCAAACGAAAUAUUACUAGUUUCGCAAUAAUAAAGUUUUGCAAAUAAA